Xyrauchen texanus (razorback sucker) is the source of this 2479-nucleotide messenger RNA. RefSeq names its product tripartite motif-containing protein 16-like. The coding region runs from base 1 to 1707 and encodes 568 amino acids. The record is from RefSeq and is a predicted model, not a curated record. The transcript has 8 exons. Lineage: Eukaryota; Metazoa; Chordata; Actinopteri; Cypriniformes; Catostomidae. Gene Ontology annotation, molecular function: protein binding; zinc ion binding.
AUGGCAGAAUCAGAAUACCUUGACUACACCUGCCCUCUCUGUGCAGACACCCAGCGAGACCCUGUGACCAUCCCAUGUGGAGACACUUUCUGCCUGGAGUGCAUUAAAAUCUACUGGGACCAUUCUGACCACCUUGGUGUGUACAGUUGCCCACAGUGCCAGGCGACUUUCACACCUCGCCCCAUUCUAAGACGUAACGUACCUAAUGUGGGAAAUCCAGAGCCUUGCCCACCCUUUCGAGAGCUCACCCCGUUUCCAUACAUCAAACGGGACACACUCUGUGAUUUCUGUACUGGCCGGCGGAGCAGAGCAGUGAAGUCGUGUCUGAUGUGUCUGGCAUCUUACUGUGAGACACACAUUAAACCUCACUAUGAGUCUGCUACAUUUAAACGACACAAACUGGUGGAUGAGACAGGACAUCUGGAUCGGAAGAUCUGUCCACAGCAUGAAAAAGGGUUAGAACUUUUCUGCCGCUCAGACCAGAUGUGCAUCUGUGUUCUUUGUACGGUAAGAGAACAUCGCAGCCAUAACAUUGUCAGCGCAGACGAUGAACGUGCAGAGAAACAGAAAGCCUUGGUGGUGACUCAGACAGAGGUCCAGCACGUUAUUCAGGAUCGAAUGAAAGAACUGCAAGAACUCACACACAACGUUGAUGUUCUCAAGGGAAAUGCACAGCGGGCACAGACUGACAGUGAUAAAAUCUUCAGCGAGAUGUUGCAGGCGGUAGAGCGGUGGCAUACUGAGAUAAGCCAGCUCAUACAGGCAAACUUGCAGGCAUCCAUGGCUCAGGCUCAGGGCUACAUAGAAAGACUUGAACAAGAGAUCAUGGAGCUUCAGAAGAGAGAUGCUGAACUACGUCAGAUACUUGACACAGAGGACAACAUCCAUUUCCUGCAGAAUUUUCCCACAUUGUCUGUUGCUCCGGAGCCCAUGGUGCCCAAAGUGCUUAUAAACCCAGAGUUUUCCUUCAGUGAGAUUACCAAGACUGUCUCUGACAUGAAAGAACACCUGGAUGAUAUCUGCAAAAAAGAGCUGGGAAACAUUUCCAAACGAGUGAGUGACACCUCUGUCUUUGUCCUGAUUCCAAGGUCUGGAGGGCGUUUGAACGCUCCGGUAAGAGCUGACUUGCAAGAGCCUAAAACCAGAUUGGAUUUCCUCAGAUAUUCUUGUAAAUUGACAUUUGAUCCCAACACAGCCUAUAAAGAGCUAGUCCUUUCAGAUGGGAAUCGCCAGGUCACCCGUAAACGAACAACCCAGUUUUACCCAGAUCACCCAGAGCGGUUUGAUGGGUUUUGCCAGAUCCUGUGCAAGGAGCCAGUCAGUGGAUUGCGACAUUACUGGGAGGCAGAGUGGAGUGGAGAAUUUUCCAUAGGCAUUGCCUACAAGAGUAUCAGCCGCAAAGGUAAGAACUCGAACAGCCUUCUGGGAUACAAUGAUAAAUCCUGGAGCCUCCUAUGCUCUGACUCUGGAUACUCUGCCUGGCACAAUAAGAUGGAUAAAGAUCUGCCAGGUGCAGUUCGUGCCUCACGGAUCGGUGUUUACCUAGAUUACGCCGGAGGUUCUGUGUCCUUUUAUGCUGUGUCUCAGACAAUGGAUGUUAUCCACAAAUUUCAGACCAAGUUCACAGAACCACUGUAUGCUGGAUUUGGCGUUGGAUCAUCUGUAACUCUGUGCAUGCUGGAAAAGAACUACAGAACAUCCCACUGAACUCUGAACAGACCUUUGACCCAAAGCUCUGUAAUAGUUUAAUGAGACAGAAGCUUGGAAGGGUCAACAGGCCUCGGCAGAAUUUGAGUAAUCUAUAUUUUUGUAUUGAUUUUAAAUCAUAUUUUAUUUAAGAACACACUUUAUCAGUGGGGAUGGUGGAGGGGGUCACUUAAUUGAACUUGAUAUUCCAUUAAGACUUUCAUCAUGUUAGAACCGAGGCAGAGUGAGGUAAUGCAUGUAGUCACAACAAAUAAAGAACAACUGAUUCAGGUGACACAGGUUUGAAUCUUGUCCCGAAAGGAUUACCCAUCUCACUCUCCAACAGUUUCUUAUUUCUUUUAAUUGGUAAUGUCCUGGAAAGACAUUAAAAAAGGCCAUAAUUAUAACAGGCUUUAUUCUUUAUUGACUUUUUUGUGCUGCAUUAUUAUUUAUAUUUUAUCAGUUUAUGUUAUGGGAUAGUGUACCCAAAACUGAAAAUUCUGUCAUACUUUACUCACCCUUAUGUUGUUCAAAAUUUGUAUGACAUUCUCUUUCACAUUAUUUCACAUUUAGAAAGUGAAAGUACAGAUUUAUGGAAAUAAUGCACUUAAAAAUGUAUUUCUCACCCACAUCUAUCAUAUUGCUUCAGAAGAUAUUGAUUUUACCACUGGAGUCUUGAGACUUUCAGAGCUUUAAAGGUCUGGCCACCAUUCACUUGCAUUGUGUGGACAAACAGAGCUGAGAUAUUCUUCUAAAAACCAUUAUUUGUGUUCUGCAGAAGAAAGUCAUACAC